Messenger RNA from Amoebophrya sp. A25, 1082 nucleotides. NCBI's taxonomy places the organism in Eukaryota, Dinophyceae, Syndiniales, Amoebophryaceae. The record is from the annotation of a GenBank genome assembly.
AUGCAAGCACAACGGCCGCGGACUGCAUUCAUCGACACUGCAACUGGACUCCAGGAGUCUGCGGCGUCGUGGGAAUGCACGUCCUCGUCGAGCACAACAAGACCAGCGACAAAAACAACACCAUUCUCCUCGUCAUCAUCAUCCAAUUUCUCGUCGUCAACAACGUCCUCUACUUUUCUGCCCGCGAGCACCUAUAGAAGUAAAAGAUUCGCGGCACCAGCAACACGUCUUAGAAGGGCCAGUACAGCAUUCUGGCCCAUCCGCUGCGAUGGUCCUGAUGGAUACCAGAGUGACGCAAAGUUUGUCCAGAAAGUAGCUGCACUGGACUGGAAAGAAACAUUAAGGUUUCCCCUAACCCAUCCCUGUGCCUGUAGACAUCCCUCAAACAUAUGCACCCCAAAAAUACAAGGGAGAUACUGACGCAUAUGCUUCAGGGAUUUCCACAGGGAUGAAUACUAGGGGAGAGCUCUAAAAACAGCUGGUGGGGUGUGUCCGCCAUCCAAAAAUGCUGGUUCCUCAGGAGAUGAGCCUGAUAAUCCGACCAAAUACGAUGUGGAGAAAUUUGCGCACGAACAACGAGAUUUAGCGGAAGAUGAAUUGACUGUUAUGAGUGCUGUUCUUGGGUCUAGAUCUUGUUGUUCUUCCUCGUUGUUUCAUCAUGAAGAUAGGCAUAAAGAUUUCAUUCUUCAGCAACUGAAUUGAUCAUUCAUUUCCUGGCUAUUAAGAGUAAGGUCAUUUUGCGUUUUCAUUAAUAGCCUCAGGCGAAAGCCUCAAACCUCAUGCUCAUGUCUCUAAUCCCUGCCGCCGCGAAAAGUCUCGGCAUUUCGAGAACUCAUUCGGCGACGCUCGAGUCGAGAAGAUCACACGAGCAGCGGAAGCAGCCGAAGCAUCAGCAGCUGCACGCAGUAAAGCGGAACAAGUCGUACGGAAGAGCGAGUACACUGUAGAAAAACUCAUCCACGGUGUGCCACCUUGGGCCAAGUCGCCAGCGGGACAGCUAGCAGAGGAAGCGGCGAGAGCUGGCGCGCGCAAGCCGAAAGGGACACCCAGUUGGUGCAAGGCGAGGGAUCAUUCGAAGGGGA